GGCAGAGCUCACAGCUCCAGUGGACAGUUCCGUGGUGCUGAACUCUCUCACACACUCUCUGCAACAUGACUGGAACCAUGAACGGAUUCUCGUGGAAACUUUUUCUACUUUCUUGCCUGGUUGUUGUGCAGAGCUCGGCGCAAGACUUCGGACAGACGCAGUUUAUUUGCACCUCGGUGCCCAAGGAUAUGGACUUGUGCGCGGCGACGAUGCAGAACAGCGGACCGGCGGACGACCUGAAGACCACGGUCAUGCAGCUGCGGGAGACCGUGCUGCAGCAGAAGGAGACCAUCAUGAACCAGAAGGAGACAAUCAGGGAACUAACGUCCAAAUUGAGCCGCUGCGAGAGCCAGAGCCUCCCGGCGGCGGGACCCGGCGGGAGGCGGCCCGGGGUGAAGAACACGAUGGGGGAUGUAUCCCGGGGCACUACGGACACCCUGGCCCAGCUGGGGCAGACUUUACAGACGCUCAAACAGAGAUUGGAGAAUCUAGAGCAGUACAGCCGAGGGAACAACACCGCGCAGGCGAACAGCCUCAAAGACCUGCUCCAGAACAAGAUAGACGAUAUGGAGAAGCAGGUUCUGUCCCGGGUCAACACGAUAGAGGAGACCAAACCGACCGUCAGGAACGAGACCGACCAGCGGAACAGAGUGGAGUCCACGCUUACCACUCUGCACCACCGCAUCACAGACCUGGAGAAAGGUAAAGAAACCAGGCCCACAGAUAAGUUUCAGCUCACCUUCCCCCUGAGAACCAACUACAUGUACGCCAAAGCCAAGAGGAGCCUCCCUGAGAUGUAUUCCUUCAGCGUGUGUCUGUGGAUCAAGUCCAACGCCUCCCCCGGGGUGGGGACGCCCUUCUCCUACGCAGUGCCGGGCCAGACCAACGAGCUGGUGCUGAUUGAGUGGGGGAACAACCCCAUGGAGAUCCUCAUCAAUGACAAGGUUGCAAAGCUGCCGUUCCUCAUCAACGACGGGAAAUGGCAUCACCUGUGCAUCACGUGGACCACCCGGGACGGGAUGUGGGAAGCCUUCCAGGACGGGGUGAUGCGGGGAAGUGGAGAAAACCUGGCACCGUACCACCCCAUCAAACCAGAGGGGGUGCUGGUCCUGGGACAAGAGCAGGACACGUUGGGCGGAGGCUUUGAUGCGACGCAAGCUUAUGUUGGUGAGCUAGCAAACCUAAAUAUCUGGAAUAGGAAACUUUCCAUCGCCGAGAUCUACAACUUGGCGACCUGCAACAGCAAAGCACCGGCCGGCAACGUGUUCUCCUGGACGGAGAGCAACAUCGAAAUAUUUGGCGGCGCGACCAAAUGGACCUUCGAGCCGUGCCGUUCGCUCAACUGAACUGCAAGAGAGGCCUCUCUGUAUUUCUGAGCUUUUGUCGUUCUUGUCUUCAUUUGACGUUCGUUAGAGACUAUUUCAGUUAUAUUGGUAAGCUUAAAUCUGGGAUUUCUAUUAUUCUUAGGUAUUUAUGUGCACUUUUCAUCUUAAGGAAAAAAAAAUCAUCUUGGAAGCCUCGGUGAGAAGGUUUUGCUUCUCUUUCUUUUCUUAGGACUUCAGUUGAAAGCACACCUAAGCUUUUUCGUUUGGCUGACUUGGACUGGCAGCUGGCAAUCUGCGCCUUAUGUUCGGACAAUUCACAAUCCAAGAGA
This is a messenger RNA of Notothenia coriiceps (black rockcod), 1654 nucleotides long. RefSeq names its product neuronal pentraxin-1-like. The transcript is spliced from 5 exons. The coding region runs from base 66 to 1346 and encodes 426 amino acids. NCBI's taxonomy places the organism in Eukaryota, Metazoa, Chordata, Actinopteri, Perciformes, Nototheniidae. The record is from RefSeq and is a predicted model, not a curated record.